AUGCCGCCCAGCAUCUGGGGAAGCGGGGGCAAGGGUGGGAGGGGAGCGGGGCAGGUGAACGGAAGUAGGGGAGGAGGGGGCACGGGGGGCACGGGGGGGGGGGCACGGGGGGCACGGGGGGCACGGGGGCACGGGGGGCACGGGGGGCACGGGGGGCACGGGGGGCACGGGGGGCACGGGGGGCACGGGGGGCACGGGGGGCACGGGGGGCACGGGGGGCACGGGGGGCACGGGGGGCACGGGGGGCACGGGGGGCACGGGGGGCACGGGGGGCACGGGGGGCACGGGGGGCACGGGGGGCACGGGGGCACGGGGGGCACGGGGGGCACGGGGGGCAGGGGGGCACGGGGGGCAGGGGGGCACGGGGGGCACGGGGGGCACGGGGGGCACGGGGGGCACGGGGGGCACGGGGGGCACGGGGGGCACGGGGGGCACGGGGGGCACGGGGGGCACGGGGGGCACGGGGGGCACGGGGGGCACGGGGGGCACGGGGGCACGGGGGGCACGGGGGGCACGGGGGGCACGGGGGGCACGGGGGGCACGGGGGGCACGGGGGGCACGGGGGCACGGGGGCACGGGGGGCACGGGGGGCACGGGGGGCACGGGGGGCACGGGGGGCACGGGGGGCACGGGGGGCACGGGGGGCACGGGGGGCACGGGGGGCACGGGGGGCACGGGGGGCACGGGGGGCACGGGGGGCACGGGGGGGCACGGGGGGCACGGGGGGCACGGGGGGCACGGGGGGCACGGGGGGCACGGGGGGCACGGGGGGCACGGGGGGCACGGGGGGCACGGGGGGCACGGGGGGGCACGGGGGGCACGGGGGGCACGCAAGUGUGGUGUGGUGCAAGCAUGGGGGGGGAGAAGCAGGUGGUGGUGACGGGAUGGACUGCCACUGGCAGCCCCUACCCGCCCCUUGUGGUGUGCAGCCAAGUGCAGUGCGGUUCGGUGCAGUGCAGUGCACACACCUCUUCGAAGUCCGACGGCCCUCCGAAGCCAGAGAAUCCGCCGAAGCCCUGA
This is a messenger RNA of Closterium sp. Yama58-4, 1020 nucleotides long. NCBI's taxonomy places the organism in Eukaryota, Viridiplantae, Streptophyta, Zygnematophyceae, Desmidiales, Closteriaceae. The record is from the annotation of a GenBank genome assembly.